AUGACAUGCGGCCACUUCCUCCACUGCGAGCUGCAGCCCCACCAGACCGCGGCUCGGGACGCCUUCGUCAAGUGCUACCUGGAGGCGUCGCCGCGGGGGUCGGUCUGGGACAAGAUCCCCGCCCAGCGCCUGCAAAACUUCGAGGAAGGGAGCGGCUCCAAGCAGGACGAGGCCGAGGGGGCGUUUCUCGAGGGCUCGCUGCGCUCGAUGAUGAAGUGCCUCGACGAGUACUUCUUCUUCGGCACCCUGACGCGCCUUCAAGAGGGCCAGCAGCACCUGUUGCUGGUUCUGGAGACGGGAUUCGGCCUGCUGAAGGCGGAUGUCGCCGAGGGCCGUUAUGGCGACACAACGACCUACCUUAACCACUGGACCAAUGCUGACCAUGCAUACGCUCGUAUACGAAUCUGGAGCAGAAUUGCGUGCGAUAGCCCACAGAGACGAGAUGGCGGCAGGGAGACACAGAGGUUACCAUUCGCCCAGAAUGUCUCGACAUUGAUCCACGAGAUGGUGCACGCGUACCUCAGCAUUUUUGUCUGCGCAGGCGCACAGUGCAAAAGAAACAUCCUCAACACAACCGGCCUGACUGGACACGCCUCCACGUUCGUCAAGCUCUACGCCCUGGUCCUGGGGGAGGUCCGGAAGUGGCACCCCGAACUCGGGACUCUGGAUGAACACCAAUGCAUUCCCGGCACUUCGAUCGUCAGAAAAAACAUUGUCUUCGAGGCCAUGACGCGUCAGGAAUGGGAAUCUGACGGUCGAGACCGAGGCUUGCUGCCCCUCAGGGCCGACAGCCCCCGGAAUCUCGUCCGUCAGACGGAGGAGCUGAUCAAUGGCAUAUCCGUGAUGAGCAUCACUUACCGCAGGCCUCGGUCAAGGAUCCCUGGACAGGAGGAGGCCGACGAGAGCUGCGACGCGGAUGGCGUGUGUAGGGUGACAUGA
Messenger RNA from Colletotrichum navitas, 939 nucleotides. RefSeq lists its product as uncharacterized. Lineage: Eukaryota; Fungi; Ascomycota; Sordariomycetes; Glomerellales; Glomerellaceae. The record is from RefSeq and is a predicted model, not a curated record. The transcript has a single exon. Bases 1 to 939 code for a protein of 312 amino acids.